AGUAACACAAAGGCAGUUUGGAUAAGCAGAAAGUGCAAGCCUGGGAUCAGUAGCGCUUUAAGUGUCCAGCUGGGAUACAAGUGUGCUCUCCAGUUGUAGGUCAGGGGGUUGAAGAGCAAGAGAAGCAGGACCAUGUGGCUGCCUCCAGCUCUACUCCUUCUCAGCCUCCCAGGCUGUUUCUCCAUCCGGGGCCCAGCGUCCGUGAGAGGCCGAGAGCAGGGCUCACUGACCGUGCAGUGUCGCUAUGACCCCAAAUGGAAGAACUACGUGAAGUGGUGGUGUAAAGGAGCUGUUUGGAGUUCCUGCCAGAUUCUAGUUAAAACCACUGGAUCAGAGUGGAAGAAGGACCGUGUGUCCAUCAGGGACAAUCAAAGAGACCACUUCAUCACGGUGACCAUGAAGGAGCUCAGGCGAGAUGACCAAGACAUCUACUGGUGUGGGAUUCAAAGGCAAGGAACUGACCUUGGGGUAUCAAUUAAAGUGAAUAUUGACCCAGAGGGAACAGUCGUGACCAGCUCAGAGAACCUGCUGUCUAGGACAAUUGCCAACAGCCACGGAGGGUUGUCUUCUGGCUCCAACGUCAGGACCCACUACGUCCUCCUGGUGUUUGUGAAGGUGCCCAUACUGCUCGUCUUGGUUGGUGCCAUCCUCUGGUUGAAGGGCCCUCCGGGGGUCCCCAAGGAGCAAUGGGAACAGCCUGUCUACACACACUUGUCCUCUGACCUGACCACAGACACAGUCCCUUAGACAGACGGCUCAGAAGUCCCUUCUGACCCUGGACUCCAUUUCCAGAGGAAACAUGGACUGUGAAAGGGACAUUGUUGCGGCCUCAGCAUGCAAUGGCUGAGGCUGGGAGCCCCAUGCUCUGCACAGCUCAGGGACACGGCUCAGGCACCUCCUGAGGUGUCACCGCUGCCUGGAGUGCCAGCACCUUGUUCCCACUCCGUCAGGUAGAAACAGCUACCCCACCCCACUACAGGUCAGGAGCUAUUGGGAUGAAGCCCAAAUUCAGACAGUUGUGUCCCCAGUGCAGAGCCAGGGACUGAAGCCAGAGAAAACAGCAGGAAUGCGAGAGAAAGAGACAGCGAUGGAGCCCUGACGAGCUCCUGGUAUCUAUCAUUCCUGAGACCAGCUCGACACCCUCUAUGCCUGAGCUUCUGAUACAUGUUUUUUUAAAUCAUUUAUUCCUUAGCCAGUCAGGUUGGGUUUUGAUGGUUCUUGCCCGUGAAAACCCUGACUGAAGCAAGCACGUGCAUACGUGCACACACACACACACACACACACACACACACACACACACACCAACGAGGGUGAUACUGUGAUGAGUUCUUGGUUCUGGGCCCUGAGAAGCUAGAUGGCCCCUCUGCCCAGAGAGGACAGCGCUCUGAGUACACUGGGCUGAAGAGGGACCCGGAGCCUCCGGCCUUCCUCAUUCUUCCUCCUCCUCGUCCCUCUCUCCCUCUUCCUCCUACAUGCUGGCUCCCACCUCUCAGGGGCUGGGGCUUCCUGGGGGCCAUAUUUUGGAGUCUGAUUCGAGCGUCUCCUCUCAGCACAACUGCUCAGGUCUCCCAUGGGGCUGCUGGGCCUCAGAAACUGCCUCAGGGUCAGGAAGGGCGGUCCUAAAACCUGAGGAAAAGGGUGCUGUCUCUUUUAAGUAAUGUUACUUAAAUACAGUUAACUAAAACUGCCCAAGGGAAAUAAUGUUCCCUCUCUUAAAUGAUGUUUUAAAAAUAAUCUGAAUUAAAAAUGUCUCAGGGAAAUGAUGCUGCGUCUUUCAAGAGCUUCAGUCCCAGCCACGACACCCCUGGACUCGGUCACUUUGAGCCACCUGGGUCUUGGGUCCUCACACCAAAGGAGCAUUACCUCCUGUGAGAAGAAACAGUCCCAUUUGAGACGUGCUCCCCACAGGCAAACACACACAUAGGCACACAUUUGGAACAUGUCCUUCUGCGGGUUUUCUUCCCCAGCUUUCUUGAGGCAUAAUUGACAAAUAAAAACUGUAUAUAUUUAAGGUGCAAAUGCGAUUUUUUUUAAAGUGUGCAAUGUGAUGAUUGAAUAUACAUAUACAUUGUGAUAAUAACCAAAAUCAAGCCAAUUAACACAUCCGUCACUUUACAGAAUCAUCUUUUUUUGCAUGUUUGCUUGUUUGGUGUGGUGAGAAGCGUAAGGUCUACCCUCUUAGCAAAUUUCAAGUAUACACUAAUAUUAUUAAGUAUGGUCACCACGAUAUACGUCAGAUCCUUGAUGCAUUCAUCUUCUAACUGAAAGUCUGUACCCUCUGUUCAGCGUCACCC
This is a messenger RNA of Rhinolophus ferrumequinum (greater horseshoe bat), 2294 nucleotides long. RefSeq names its product CMRF35-like molecule 7. Gene Ontology annotation, cellular component: plasma membrane. NCBI's taxonomy places the organism in Eukaryota, Metazoa, Chordata, Mammalia, Chiroptera, Rhinolophidae. The coding region runs from base 133 to 747 and encodes 204 amino acids. The transcript has 4 exons. Gene Ontology annotation, molecular function: transmembrane signaling receptor activity. The record is from RefSeq and is a predicted model, not a curated record.